UUGCCUUUUCCCCCGAAGAAGCAGACCACCACCACCUCAUUCAAUCAGCAGUCCUCAUUUUCUCAGAGGGGGAAGGGAGGAAGCGGUUGCGUGUUCGCGGAGAAGCAGAGACCAAACCCUCUCCUCCUCGCGCGGGCACCGGGCGGAGAGGGAGGAGGGGCGCGCGGAGGACGAAGGCCGCCAGCAGCCAGCCGCGUCGACCCGAGCCGCCGGCCAAGAGGAAGAGGAUACUAAGGAUCUACGGCACGAAGACCAGGCCGCCCUUCACUCUCACCUACAAACGAUUGGCUACCGGCGGUGGCGCUCCGAGAUGCCAUCCUACCUAACAGCAAGCAGCCAAGCAGCAAUCAUUCAACAGUAGCACAAGCAUUCAAGGUCAAGCGAGCAGCAGGAACACAAGGAUUCAAAGAGCAGCACAACAUAGGUAGCAAGCAGCAGCAGAUCAGGUAUUCAAAGAGCAGCAGCAGCUCAAUGGAAGAAAAUCAGAAAAAAAUAUGAAAAGGUUGGAGAGGCUGCCGGGAUUGGGAACUUGGUUACCUGCCGUUGGGAGGAGAGGCUGCUGGAGCUGGGUAGCAGUCGCUGGUAGAGUCCAGGCGUCGACGGUGGCAGCAGCGAGUCCAGGAGGCGGCGGUGGCGGCCCAUUCGCUGCUGCCUGCGAGGCUGUGGGCAGCUUGUUCUUUUGUGGAGAGCGUGCGUGCGACACCUGCAAAAUAGGGUUUGGUAUUGGGCUGUAGCUGUUUUUCGGCUGACAGUGUCCCCAAUGUAUCAUGCACGUAUCCCAGCCGUGCCCCUGUAUUUUUAUUUUUUUUAAUUCGCAAAUUGUGGGAUACUGUGGGAUACGUGUAUCCUGGCGUAUCCUCGUAUCCUGGUGUGUCAGGACGGCCAAUGGGCAAGUUUUGCUGUAUCAAUCCUUCUUAGAUUACCCAGGUACAUUAUUCAGUUGAUGCUGCCAGAUAGGAUGGCUAGUUGAUCAUGUUUGACGAGUAAAGUGUAUUUUUCACCGUUCUUCUUAGUUCCUACUCUUUCAGUUCAUGAAACCUGUAUGUAUUUGACCUGCCCACUGAAGCCCUUGGAAAUUUUCUUGAUUCCUACCUAAAAAUACAUUCAUGAAAUGAGUUGUUUGUGCUCCCAGUUCGACAUCAGGCAACUCUUUUGUUUCUAUUUAUUUGUUUUUUGCUAGCAGUUUUUUUUUCCUGGAUAACAGAAACCGGUAAAAAUGUACUCUCAAAACCAUCCACACACUAUGUAAUACGAGCUAUCUGAAUUUUGAUCAUUUAUGUUUGAUUUUUGUUGCUCAAAAAUCAGGUCAGCGCUCACAAUUUCUUGUAUAUGUGAGAAUGAAGAGUAAGAAUGCUGCAUCUAAAUUUAUAUAAUGGAAAUAUAGUUUAUGCUGUCUCUAAGUGAUCACAGAAAAAGAUCAUGUGAUAUGUAUAACUUGUGCUAGAUCUCAGCCUUCAAGUGUACCUUCAUCGUGUGAUGCUAUUACCGUUAGAUCAUGGAAGGUACUCUUCCAUUGUGCCAUCGACACUGGUUGUUUAUAUGUUCCACCCAACAGAGCAUACAAGUUGUACAGCCUCGGAUUAUUCUUAGAGGCAGAAAUGCUUUAUAUGUUAAGAGCACACCACUGAUGUCCUUUCCUUUGAUGAUUAUGCAUGAAAUUCUACAUCACUUGCUGCAUCUUCAGGUAUUUAUUUUUGACGUUUUAAGCACCAUCUAUAAAGUAUUUUAUAUAGUCAGCAAUGGCAAACAAACCGUUAUUUCUUAUGGUGGAAAUGCAGGUUAGAGUGAGAUUCGGCUUCCAAAAUAGCCACAUUCUUCAAAGCAGCGAUUAAGAUUUGUUAGAGUUGGAGUUCAAUAUUUGGGGCCAUGAUUCCAUUUCGUUGUUUGUUUGACUUCAACUUGGGCAAUUGUGGGAAUUAGGUUGGGUAAGCAAUUGCCGUUUUCUCCAAUUAUCUGAUGACCUGGUACCCAGGUUAGUGAAUAGUUUGAGAAAUAAUAUAAUUACAGAUUUAAGCUGAUAACUAAGUUAGAAGCUAGCCUUGUGCUAAACUUUAUUCCAUGGCUGCCACCGCCUUUUUCGUGGUCACAAACCCUUAACAUGGGUACUGCCAUUCAUACUACCUUGCCUUUAGCUUCGAUGUUUUUUUUUUUUGGCCUUUCUUUCUCUAGCUCCUCCAGCUUAUUUGCUGUUCCUACUAAGCCUUGAAACAAGGGAAGUUUAUUUAUUGUGGAGGAUGAUAGCUUUAGAUCCUUCGAAAUAUUAGUAUAGUCAAAAGUCUUGUUUCCCUGUGCGUAAAUACCUUUUCAUUUGGACUGAGCUACUAAUAAUAUUGCAGGUACUAGUUGAUCCUGCGAAGUAAAGGAAAAUUUUAUUUUCUUUCUUGACUUGAUUUACCAAAAUCAAGCUCACAUUAAGGUCAAACAAUCGGGCACAUUGGGCUCCUUGAUUCAUUUUGCGAGUACUAUGUGCUGACUGCUGCAGUCAAAUGGAAGAGCUCUUCAGUUGACAUGUGAUUUGAGAACCUAUUUAGCCUCAGAAAGAGCAUAUGCUCAAAUCAAUGUAUUUUGUCCUUAGCGUGAGGGAAGGUGAUACCUAUCGCAAGAUCUUAAGCAUACAAGUCAGGCUUUCCAAUGCGGUUUCUGGAAGUGGUACCUCUUCUGGGAACUGGAAAAUUAUACCUAACUGCUGCCACACUUAGCACAUAGUAUGUUUAGAUUACUGUGGUGUGUUCCAUGAACUUCAUGGACUAAGUACGUUGGUGAUGGUAUAUGAACCAGUGCCCAUUGUUAACCUGCAUAGAAGGAUUUCAUGAUCACUUGGAGUAUUAAUUGGAGCAGUGCAAGCAUGCACUUCAUACAAGAACCAUCAAUUUGCUUGUCAUGGUUUGGAUGGUUAAUUUACCAAUAGAUGGGUGUAAAAUCUGGAAAAGGAACGUAAGACCUAAUGGUUCCUACCAAAGUAGUUGAUCUGAAGGUGCUUUUCCAAGAAGAAAUCAGCUUAAGACGUAGAACUGGCUGUGGUGAGGGUAGGUGUACCCUUGAAACAAGCUCAGUUAUUGUGUUGAGAGAAUGUAUUUGCAGAUAGCCAUUUGAUGGGAAAAUGAAAGGAGAGAAAGGCUAGUCAAACAUAAAUCAAUUGAUGUUGGAAACAAGAUGCAUCUACAUAUAAGCAGAACAAAAGGGCACACCAGCUUCAUGGAGGAACCAAUAUCACACAUAUGUUAUCUAUUUAAAUGGGCCAUGUUUCUACAUGACAUGCUAUGUCCACUGCCUUGACGAUAUUUCCGGCUCGUCUGGAGCUGAUAGCUAGCAUUACCCUUAUGUCUUAGACAUCCAAUUAUUUUACAUUUUGAUAGUAUUAUGUACACUAUCCAUCUCUCCCCUUGAUGUAGCUCAUUAUGACAUGAGCUCAUCUCAUGCUAUGUAAAGUUUGAAUUUUCAGUCAGAUAAUUCUUAUGCUUGCUAGAAUGUAAAUAUGAUAACUGUACUAUUGGAAGAGUGUUGUCACAAAAAAAAUCAGUAAUCUCUUUCAACUUCUUUGGCUACUUGUUGUAUUAUCAUUUUUGCAAUGCUUGCUGUAGUUUACGCUGUUUGAGAUUAUUUACCUAGUGCUUGCCAGAGGUUUGGGUGUUAUCUUUCUUACCUGUCAUGGCAAAAUGUAUAUCAGAAAGCUGUUUUUCUUGCUUCUUACUCAAAAGUACAGGAAAUUUGUUUGUGACACAAUCCUAAUGCUAUCCAUUGUAUAUAUACUGAUAUCAUGUGCUCUAUCACUUCGUUAAAAGACAAAUGUGGUCCUCAUAUGCUACUUAUCCUGUGUGAAGUUGGAAAUAUAAUCAUAUGAAAUUGUAAACAUAGUGCAAAUAGUUGUUUUUGACCUUUUGGUAUGAAGUCAAAAUAUCUUCAACCAGGUGUGUUUACAUUCCAAAAAACAAACAGACAUGCUUUAAUAAUUUGCUCACAAAUAAUCACUAAAAUAUACUCCCUCCGUUCCACAAUACAUGCCUUCCAUUUGUCAAAAUAUAGAUGUAUCUAGACGUGCUUUAGUAUAUAGGUACAUUCAUUUUUGGACAAAUGGAAGUCAAGUAUUUUGGAAUGGAGGGAGUACAUGCAUGCGAGCAACAUUUUCUUAAAGUUAUCACUUUAACUGACUGCACUUUGUUUCAUUUCAAGUUUCUAUCCUCCCACCAUCUUUCAUUAUCUUUGAAUGCAACCAAAAUUCUACCAUGGCUGCAAGUAAAAUUUCUGUGGAACUUUGACAUGGAUUGUAGAUGUAAUAUUAUAUGUAAGAUGGAUAGUCUGCAGCUGGAGCAGCAUUAUCAGCAUCAUAUGGAUAUACUGCAAAUUAGUUCUAAAAAUAUGCCAAUCAUUCAGAUGCCAUUAAUAUAAAGUUCAAAAGAUGAAACUUCAGAUUGUUUUAACCAGUCAUGUAGUCUGUUGUGAUUUUCUUGCCCCUGGUGCUGCCACGACCUUGGCUGUCAUUAUACUCUGAUACUUAACUUGAGUAACAGUGCAGUUUUUUGAGCAGUAACUGUACCUUAACUGAUUGGUAUGCAAAACCAUUGAUAUUGCUUUCUCUGGUUUAAAAACACAAUUCAUAUUUUGUUGUCAAAAUUUGCUCUGGCUUUAUCAUCUCAGCAGUUUGAGUUCUUUUGCUUUGGCUUCUGAUGUUUUCAGCCACAUUGAAUAGAGAAAAUUAGCUCAGUACAGUUUCAAGGCCAUAUAAAUGGGAAACUAUCGACUAGUAUAAGGAUGACAUGUGGUAUCUGAGGACAUGUCAUUAGUUAUAUAUUGGAUAUAUGGAUUGUAUUUUCCAACUCAGUGAUCCCUGUGAUGGUACUGAGCUAUAAUGUCCAAUUAAGUAACUGCAUUGCCAUUUGAUGAAUCAUUUGGCUUUGAUUAUCUCAGAUCCGUGUGACUCUAAUCUUACUUCCCACAGUUCUAAGGUCUGAAAUGCUUGUAUUUUGUCCCUUAAGUUUAUGCAUUUGUGAUGCUUCAUGCACUCACUUAUAAAUGUUAUCCCAUUUGCAGCUGCAACUUGUUUAACCGAAGUACUAAUACUGUGCCUCAAAAUUUCCAGAUUAAGCAAACAUCUGAUCAGACUGUACAUGAGUCAUGGCUGGGCAUCAUUAUCACAAUUCCCAGAUUUCAAGAAUGGAUCGUACGAACCAGCCACGUAAUGAACCUCCGCCUUUUGGUCAAAAGUUAUUUAUGCAUCCUAGAGGUGAUGCACCUAAUGGAGCGGGACCAUCAGGUUAUGGGGUUACAACUGUGAGAUCUAAUGAACUUCCAUCCUCAAGCUACGCCGGUCAGUCUUAUGGUCAGCAGAUGGGAGCCCCUGGAACCUUGCAUGCUUCCCAUGCUGGUUAUCCUCCUGCUGGAAGCUCUAGUAGCAGCUAUGCACCAUACAAUACUCAACACGUGCCUUCUUUAAGCUAUCCGAAUAGAUCGGAGGAUAGUUUUAUUCCUGGAGUCCAUGUGGAUGACAGAAGGGUUGCACCGAAGCGGAGAAAUCCCAUCACUCAUCCUGUGGAUGGUGUAAGUGCUGGAGGCUAUUAUCCUGGCAGUUCUUCCAAUAAUCAGUUCUCUGGUUACGUGCCCCUGAAUCCUGUUCCUACUCGUGAAACUUGCCCUCCACAAAUAAGUUCAAACAUGGGUUCCAGCCACUGGAACGAUCAUCAGUUUCUUAAUCAUGAAGGAUCUCAGAGGAAUGUGAGGGGACGCCAUGAUCAUAGUUCUAUCCAUUCGGAAUAUAAUUCAUCUACAGCUUGCCCAUCAAGCAGUGUUCAUGUGCCACCAUACCAUCCAAAUGCAAAUGCUCCUUUUGGAAGUGCACCAGUACAGCGGGAAAGAGCUCCUUUAUCUCUACCUCCCAGAAUUGUUCCUCCAGGGACAGAUGGAAGCACUGGCAUAGCAUUCAGAGAGAGGCCAUUCUAUCCUGCUCCACAGAGCACCAACAUAAGUGCUCCUGUGCCAACACUUCCUGGUUCUUCUGACGUUGCACCAUUUGCUCACAUUGGAUACACUCCUAGACCAGUUCAUCACAACGCUGGCCACAAUUAUCCACCGCCAGCUUUUACAACUUCUUCCAACUCUGGAGCAGUUCGGUGUGAGCCUGCUAACCCUCGCUAUCAACCUUCCAUGACCAGCUAUCCUCCUGCUACUGCUGCAGCAUCAUCAAGUGUCCAGCCAUUACAUGCCGAAGCUGCUGCAUCUUUUAGACAGCCUAGGCACGUCUCUGUAGGGCAUGGUGGUAGUACAAGGAGUAGAAGGAUGAGGGAUUCCUAUCAUUGUUUUCAUCCUUUGAUGAUUGAGGAGAAUAACCUAGGAAGAUCGGCAGCUGAGCGUUUUAUGAUGCUGGACCAGUUGGUCAUCCAUGAGUCUAGAGAAGCAUUAGAUCCUCACUGGGACAUGAGACUGGACAUUGAUGACAUGAGCUAUGAGGAGCUCCUGGCGUUGGAAGAACGAAUUGGCAAUGUAAACACUGGCCUGGCUGACGAAAAAAUCUCAGGCUGCGUGAUGGAGCUAGCCUGUCGUAAUUCUGCCCGUACACAGAAUGAUCAAGACAAGGAAAGAUGCAUAAUUUGCCUGGAGGAAUACAAGCACAAGGACUCCCUUGGGAAGCUGAAAUGUGGGCAUGACUUCCAUGCGGGCUGCAUCAAGAAGUGGCUGGAGGUGAAGAACGCCUGCCCGGUUUGUAAAGCCGACGCCGCAAAUGAAACCACUUGAGGGACCAAGUAGUGCGCCCCUCCACAUUUAUCAUAGUUCAGGAAUUUCAGUUAUAUCUGCUCAUUGUGCCGCUCAAGUUGGCUGUGUAAAUAAUAAUUAAAGUCCUAAAGUUAGGAUUCUUUUGUGAACUCAAAACAUCGUGCCCGAUGUAAGUAUGAAUCUUUAAGCAAGUUAUGGAUUAAUUA
This is a messenger RNA of Triticum aestivum (bread wheat), 6911 nucleotides long. RefSeq names its product probable E3 ubiquitin-protein ligase RHG1A. The transcript is spliced from 7 exons. Lineage: Eukaryota; Viridiplantae; Streptophyta; Magnoliopsida; Poales; Poaceae. Bases 5113 to 6726 code for a protein of 537 amino acids. Gene Ontology annotation, molecular function: ubiquitin protein ligase activity. The record is from RefSeq and is a predicted model, not a curated record.